Molecule: messenger RNA, 996 nt
Organism: Talaromyces amestolkiae
Lineage: Eukaryota; Fungi; Ascomycota; Eurotiomycetes; Eurotiales; Trichocomaceae
Exons: 2
Coding region: 1-996 (331 amino acids)
Biological process (GO): deadenylation-dependent decapping of nuclear-transcribed mRNA
Cellular component (GO): nucleus; P-body
Molecular function (GO): RNA 7-methylguanosine cap binding; hydrolase activity
Source: RefSeq, a predicted model, not a curated record
AUGGAAGAUAAAUCUGUAGCAGAAUCGCUCAUUCCUCGGUUCCAGAUUGAGAAACUGCUCAAUCAAGAUCAGAGUGACCGUCGAAUUUCACUGCUCGGCCACAUCGACGGCAAGCAAGGCAUCCUCAUUGCCGAACGUGCAGCGUUUGCAACAGAGUCUCUUGAAGUCCUGAAAGCAUUUCAUUCGAGCAUAUCUCAAGUGCGCAACCUAGGCGAUAAUGACAUCUACAAAUGGUAUAUGGCAAACUCGUCACCGCCAUCCACUAGCGACGCAAACAGUCCACCGGAUCUCAAAAUAAACCUCAUUUGGCCAUGCACAGCUCAACAUAUCAGAAAGUAUUCUGCUCAGACUGUGCGCAUGGUUACGGAGACUCCUCAAAUCUACAAAGACUAUAUCCGCCCAUAUAUGCAGCAGAAGCGCGAGGAAGGAAGACUAAACUGGGUGUUCAACAUUCUCGAGGGUCGCACAGAGCAAGAAGAUGUCAUUCUUCGAGACAAGGGUACCAAUCCUGAUGAAGAUGGAUUCUUGAUGCUGCCCGAUCUCAAUUGGGAUCGAAAGACAAUCAGCUCAAUGCACCUACUUGCACUGGUUGAACGUCGAGAUAUAUGGUCACUACGCGACCUGAAGCGAAAACACAUUCCUUGGCUCAAGUAUUUGCGACAAAGAAUCAUGGACGCUACCGUCAAGACGUAUGCAGGUCAAAUUGAGGCAGAUCAGUUGAAGAUGUACGUUCAUUAUCAGCCGACAUACUAUCAUUUCCAUGUACAUAUUGUCAAUGUUAUGCUGGAGGCGGGCUCGACACAAGCUGUCGGAAAGGCAUUCGGCUUGGAGAAUAUCAUCGGGCAGCUUGAAGCCAUUGCUGGAGAUGAUGAAGCCGGUAUGGCUGAUGCGAGUUUGUCGUAUUUCUUGGGGGAAGCGAGUGAGCUGUGGAGCACAGUCUAUGAGCCACUGAAGAAAGGCGACAUGCUAAAGAUUGAGCAGAAGUUACACAAAUAA